Megalopta genalis is the source of this 2472-nucleotide messenger RNA. The record is from RefSeq and is a predicted model, not a curated record. NCBI's taxonomy places the organism in Eukaryota, Metazoa, Arthropoda, Insecta, Hymenoptera, Halictidae.
UACUGUAUCAUAAUAUGGUGGAUACAUUGGGUUGGAUGGAUGUUGCAUUACAAAAAGCAAAUGAUUCAUUAAAAGCGGGAGAAGUUCCUGUUGGAUGUUUGUUUGUAUACAAUAAUGAAGUCAUUGCUAUAGGUAACAAUACUGUUAAUGAAACUCGUAAUGCAACUAGACACGCUGAGAUAAACUGUAUAGAUCAGGUCUUAGCAUUCUGUAAAAGUAAAAAUUUAGAUUACAAAAAUGUUUUUAAUAAUGUAGAUGUAAUAGUUACUGUUGAACCAUGCAUUAUGUGCACUUCUGCACUGUAUCAACUGUCUGUGCGUAAUAUUGUGUAUGGCUGUGCAAAUGACCGUUUUGGUGGAUGCAUUAGUGUUUUUAAUGUACCUAAACUUUAUAAUUCAGAAACAAAGAUAUUAGGUGGUGUUAAGAGCGAUACAGCAAUGGCUUUGUUAAAAGAAUUUUACAAAGGUACAAACCCUAAUGCACCUAAAUCAAAAGUAAAAAAAGAUUGCAAAUUAAAAAAGUGUGAUAAUCAUUAGAGGUAUAAUUUUAAAUGAUUCUUUGUUCCAUUUUCAUAAAACUAAUGAAUAGACAAGUGGUUCGUAAUUUUCAUUUUGACAGUAUAUAUAUAUAAACGAUACAAUAUACAGUAUACUUACAAACUUAUUCUUCCUAAAAAUUAAAAUAUGUGCAGCAAGUAUAAAAAACGUAUUGUAUUUGUUAAUUUUUUAUACUUAUUUAUUUUAUAAUAAACUAUUAUAAAAUUAUUUUAGCUUAAAAGUAUUUAUGAACACCAUGAGUGGUCUAUUUCACAUUUUCCUUGGUACCAUCUGAUUAAUAACUGAUUCCUCAGUGUAUAAUCUUUUAGCACCAUAUUUUUUGUCUGAAAACAAUGAUUAUUUUUUGUAAAAAAAAGAUUAAUUAUAAUCAUAUUUCUCAGAAGACGACUUACUAUCGGUGGUGGAAAAAUCCUCUGAAAGUCCAUUUUAUUUUGAUGUUCAUUAUAACUUUGGGAUAAGAUGAGUUUAGUUUCAGCCGUGAAACAUGGUUUACAAAGCUGACAUUCUACACGGAAACAAUCGUUACAUUCCAUACAGAGUUCUGGGAGAACUACUAAAUUUUUAUCAGCUAUUAUCAUUUGAUCUUCUACCUGACUUCUAAAAUAAAGGAUAAGUUUAUGAAUCACUUUUAAUUUAACUUCGUAUCAUAUUUGUUCUAAUUUCUACCUUAUUUUCAAGGAAUCUUUUUUAAGUCUUUGUCCAACACCGACUAAAGCAAACAAAUUAUAUAUAACUUGUUCAUAAAGCAAUUGAUUUGGCUGAUAAUGCGCAGAAGAUAGAUUUGGAGACAUAUUAGCUUCCAUGGUAUACACAUUCAAAUUCUCAUCAAGGGCAAAGUCAAACCGAACUAAUUCAAAGAAAUUUCUUCCAUUUCCAUAACGUUCCACAGCUUCUUUGAUAUAUCCUUCUUUUGCCAAAGUUAUUUCUCUUAUUGCUUCGUACAUAGCGCUCCACACUUUCUGGGAAUCACUUCCAAGUGAUCUUACAUAGGCAUCAAACGAGUCUUUCAUUGAAAACCCUAAUGUAGUGUAGUAAUGUUUUAAGGAAGGAACAUUCCAUAUUGGUAAAUAAUCAUCUCCAACUACAUACUUAUCUAAAACUUCUGCAUUAAAUGGAUGAUAUUUUAUGGGACAAAAUCUAAAUAAGACAUCACCUUUAUAUAUGUACACUCUAACAGGAUCAAUUGAAGUGAUUACAGUAUACACUCCAAUGUCAAAUUUAUAGCCAUCAACAAGAAAUGGUUGCUGUAUGAACUCCUGGACGAAUGAACCAGUCACUGCAAGAUUUAUAUCGCUUAUAUUUUUUACUCUAAUACCGCGAUGGUCAUUGGACUUCUCCACAAAUAUUUUUUUAGGAUGUUCGUCAGCAUGUUUCAAGAAUUCAUCUCGUUGUUCUGGCAAUUUGAACGCCGGAAGUAUGUAUUGUCCUUUAGUUGUUGACAAAUCUACUUUGUUUGUAAUAUAUCCACAACCGGGAAAAUGAUUAACUCGUUGAUGAUCUUGUAAUUUACUUAAGUUAGAAGAUAGAACUCUGAAUGGAUAGUCAUGAGCCCAUAAUAAGUCCCAAUUUGAAUCGUUAUUGGUCUCUUUAAAACCCAACCGGUCAAGAACGGUGACUACGUGCUUUAAGUAUCCAGUAUCAUUACUUCUUGCAUAUAUCCUAUAUAUUGGUCUCUUUUCUUCUACUUUGAUUAUUUUCGUAUGUAUCCUUACUAAAUUUUCUUGAUAAUGUAGAUAGGCAAAAAAGAGGCAGUAUAAAAUUAUCGGGCCUACUACGGAAUAUAAACAAAUUUUUAGAAGCGUUUUCAUUUUUAAACUCAUAAUUUGAGCACAGUCUGUAUAAUCGGUAUCCUGUAAUAUCAAAGGAAUAACUUAAAUAAAUAUGCAUUUUAAAUAAAAAAUAUUUUACAAUGAAA